Rotaria sp. Silwood2 is the source of this 1032-nucleotide messenger RNA. NCBI's taxonomy places the organism in Eukaryota, Metazoa, Rotifera, Eurotatoria, Philodinida, Philodinidae. The record is from the annotation of a GenBank genome assembly.
AUGUACAUUUGUUUCUUUUGGGUAUUGAUUUUGAACGAAACACUUUUCAUACUUGUAGGUGUCAUUAUUAAACGUAGUAGCUCAUUGGAUAAAGAAGAAUUUAUCAAAGGCAAAGAAGUAGUACUAUCAGCUGGUACGGUUGGAAGUGCUCAAAUACUUCUUCUCUCUGGUAUUGGUCCUCGAGUAGAAUUAGAGAAACAUCAAAUACCAGUGAUUGCUGAUUUACCUGGUGUUGGUAAAAAUUUACAAGAUCAUCUUAUGACUGUUCUAGUCUAUCAGACUCGAAUACCAACACUUUCAGUUCACGAUCUAACACCCGAAAACUUACAAAAAUGGGCAAUUCAAGGAAAAGGUCCCUUAACAUCAUGUGUUCUGGAAUCACAAUGGUGGUGUCAAUUAGAUGGAAAUGAUAAGACACAAGUACCUGAUAUUCAAAUGCAUUUUGUACCGGUUACAGUUGACGCUGAACUUUUUAAGAACGUAAACUUUAAACCGGAAGUUUUUGAGCAAUAUUUGAAACCACAUCUAAUAGAUGAAUCCAAAUGGACUGUUAUAUGCUUACCUACAAUUCUGCAUCCAAAAUCCAAGGGUGAAAUUACACUUGCAAGUCGUGAUCCUCUUAUACAUCCAAUUAUCAAUCCAAAUUAUUUAGAAGACAAACAAGAUGUUCGUAAACUGAUUGAGGCAUGCAAGCUGGUUGAAAAAAUUAGUAAAAGUGAACCGCUGAACAGUAUACUCAACUCAAUGGCGAAAGAAAUGAACGGAGACGAAGCAAUAGAAAAUGAAGAUCAAUUUUGGGAAUCGUUUAUUCGAAAAUAUAGUGUUACAGUCUAUCAUCCAGUUGGUACGUGUAAAAUGGGAAAAGAAGAAGAUCCAAUGGCAGUUGUAACGUCUGAUACAAGAGUAAAAGGCGUGAGAGGUCUACGUGUCGUUGAUGCAAGUAUUAUGCCAAGUCUUGUUUCGGGCAAUACAAAUAUUCCAACAGUUGCAAUAGCAGAGAGAGCAGCAGAUUUAAUUAAGAACACUUAUUGA